Ostrea edulis (European flat oyster) is the source of this 4458-nucleotide messenger RNA. RefSeq lists its product as uncharacterized. Lineage: Eukaryota; Metazoa; Mollusca; Bivalvia; Ostreida; Ostreidae. Gene Ontology annotation, molecular function: metallopeptidase activity; peptidyl-dipeptidase activity. The record is from RefSeq and is a predicted model, not a curated record. The transcript is spliced from 37 exons. Bases 1 to 4383 code for a protein of 1460 amino acids. Gene Ontology annotation, biological process: proteolysis. Gene Ontology annotation, cellular component: plasma membrane.
AUGAUUUUAGGAAGCAGUCUUUUGUUACUCUUGGCAGUGCAAUCUGCACCAAUGCAUUUAGCUAAAAUCAAUAACGAAUCGGCCGCUUUACAAUUUAUAAUUGAUCAUGACGAAACGUUUGGAAUAUUGUGGAAUAUAUUUUAUAAAUCUGCCUGGGCUUACUUUACAAACGUUACCGAGGAAAAUCAAAAAGAUAUGAAUGAUAAAUCUGUUCGGUUAUCGAACUUUGACAAGGAAGCGGCGGGAUUUGCCAAAAUGUUUGAUUAUGAAACUUUCACCAAUUCCACAGUAAAACGACAACUUAUCAAAAUCAUAGAAAGGCCAGGAUUGUAUGCAACGAACGACUCUGAACUGUUAGAAAAGGUAACGGGUACACAACUUGGAAUCAGAAACUUACACGAACACGCCAUGUAUUGCCUACCUCGUCAAAACUGCCUCAAUCAUGCGGGGCUACAGCAGAUCAUGACGAACAGUCAAUUCUAUGAUGAACUACUGACAGUUUGGCAAGGCUGGCAUAGCGUGACAGGACGGGCUGUUAAAGAGCAGUUCACACAACUUACUAAAGCCAUGAAUAAGGCUGUUCAAUAUAUCGGUCACUCAGACAUUGGGAGCUGGUGGGGAUCGCUGUAUGAAAUGCCGUACUUUGAAAACGACAUAACCCAUUUAUUUCAAGACCUGGAGCCUCUGUAUAGAGAACUCCAUGCCUACAUACGUAAACGGUUACUAUGGAAAUACGGCAGAGACAUGUUUCCUUUGUCAGGACAUAUUCCAGUUCACUUGCUUGGUUCUCUGGGAGGUGGUAAUAUCGAAAACAUCUACGAACUGCUAGAACCAUUUCCAAAUGCGAGUAGAGUGGAUAUAACAAAGGAGAUGAUUGAAAAGGGAUAUAACAUAAGCCUGAUGUAUCGACUCGCGGAGGAUUUUUACAGAUCACUAGGAAUGGAACCAUUGACUAGGGAAUUCUGGGAGAACUCCAUGUUCAUCAAACCUAGUGAUAGAAAUGUCUUCUGUCAACCAUCGUCUUGGGAUUUCGGUGAUGGAAAGGAUUAUAGAAUUAAAGCUUGUACACGUGUAGAUGAGGAAAAUUUAAUCAUGGUUUAUCGUGAAGUUGGACAUAUCAUUUAUUAUCAAAGUUACAAAAAGCAGAACACCAUGUUCCGGAAUGGCGCUAAUCCAGGCUUCCAUGACGGAGUUGCAAACCUGGCAGCAUUGUCCUUGAUGACCCCGGAAUAUCUCCAUAAGAUAGCUCUCACUGAUUCAGUUUCUGAUGAAUCAGAAAACGAGAUUAACUACCUUUUGAAACUGGCGUUAGAAAAGGUGGCGUUUUUACCCUAUGCUUAUGCUAUCGACCGUUGGCGAUGGGGUGUUUUCAGAGGUCAAAUAUCUCCUUCGGAAUACAACAAGAAAUGGUGGGAUAUCAGAUGUCGUUAUCAAGGAGUUUCACCACCAGAUAAACGAACAGACGAAGAUUUUGAUCCCGGUGCCUUGUUUGAUGUGACUGCCAACAUACCUAUUAUCAAACGGUUCGUUAGUGUGAUUGUACAGUUUCAAUGCCACGCAGCACUGUGUGAAGCUGGGGGUCACAAGGGGGAACUACACAGAUGUAACCUCUACGGAAGCAAGACUGCAGGAUAUCUUCUCAAAAGGGCGUUGCGUUUGGGUUCAUCCAAACCGUGGCAGAAGGUGAUGCAGAUGAUCACGAGACGGAAGCAAAUGAGUGUCAAGCCAUUGUUGAAGUAUUUUAAUCCUCUGUUGUCGUGGCUUAGAAAUCAGAAUAAGGAGGAAAACAUGGGAUGGGCGCGUUCCUGUCCCUCCAUUAUACCCCAACCCGAGACGUCGGCACCCAUAGAUCAUCCAAACAAGUACAUGUUAGACACGAUUUACUUGUAUCAGGUAUUUAAGCGCAUUUCAUGUAAACUAUUCAUUGAUAGUCCAAAAACAAUCAUGAGGAUUAGUCACUUUAUUGUGUUGCUGGCUUUUGCAGGUUUGGCUGUGGCCAAUGUAAGGCGUUCUCUCUGUCAUAACGGACACCAGUGCACAUGUCCUGACGGACAAACGGGCGUUUGUAACUCAAACGGGCAUUGUGAUUGUGGAAAUAACGGGAAACGACAGACCUCCCAAUGCACAACUGCUGCUGACUGCACAUGCAGCGACGACAAAGUAGCCGAGUGUCACCAUGGACACUGCACGUGUCACCAUGACAGCGGUCAUCACCCGAGACAAACCUCACAAUGUACAGUAGAUGGUGACUGCACAUGCGCUAGCAAUCAAGUGGCUGCUUGUCACCAUGGACACUGCACGUGUCAUCAUGACGGCGGACAUCACCCGCGUUCUCUCUGUCAUAACGGACACCAGUGCACAUGCCCUGACGGACAAACAGGCGUUUGUAACUCAAACGGGCAUUGUGAUUGUGGAAAUAACGGGAAACGACAGACCUCCCAAUGCACAACUGCUGCUGACUGCACAUGCAGCGACGACAAAGUAGCCGAGUGUCACCAUGGACACUGCACGUGUCAUCAUGACAGCGGUCAUCACCCGAGACAAACCUCUCAAUGUACAGUAGAUGGUGACUGCACAUGCGCUAGCAAUCAAGUGGCUGCGUGUCACCAUGGACACUGCACGUGUCAUCAUGACGGCGGACAUCACCCGCGUUCUCUCUGUCAUAACGGACACCAGUGCACAUGCCCUGAUGGACAAACAGGUGUCUGUAAUUCAAACGGACACUGUGAUUGUGGACACAAUGGAAAACGACAAACCUCCCAAUGCACAACUGCUGCUGACUGCACAUGCAGCGACGACAAAGUAGCCGAGUGUCACCAUGGACACUGCACGUGUCAUCAUGACAGCGGUCAUCACCCGCGUUCUCUCUGUCAUAACGGACACCAGUGCACAUGCCCUGACGGACAAACAGGCGUUUGUAACUCAAACGGGCAUUGUGAUUGUGGAAAUAACGGAAAACGACAGACCUCCCAAUGCACAACUGCUGCUGACUGCACAUGCAGCGACGACAAAGUAGCCGAGUGUCACCAUGGACACUGCACGUGUCACCAUGACAGCGGCCAUCACCCGAGACAAACCUCACAAUGUACAGUAGAUGGUGACUGCACAUGCGCUAGCAAUCAAGUGGCUGCUUGUCACCAUGGGCACUGCACGUGUCAUCAUGACGGCGGACAUCACCCGCGUUCUCUCUGUCAUAACGGACAUCAGUGCACAUGCCCUGAUGGACAAACAGGUGUCUGUAACUCAAAUGGCCACUGUGAUUGCGGACACAACGGAAAACGACAAACCUCCCAAUGCACAACUGCUGCUGACUGCACAUGCAGCGACGACAAAGUAGCCGAGUGUCACCAUGGACACUGCACGUGUCAUCAUGACAGCGGUCAUCACCCGAGACAAACCUCACAAUGUACAGUAGAUGGUGACUGCACAUGCGCUAGCAAUCAAGUGGCUGCUUGUCACCAUGGGCACUGCACGUGUCAUCAUGACGGCGGACAUCACCCGCGUUCUCUCUGUCAUAACGGACAUCAGUGCACAUGCCCUGAUGGACAAACAGGUGUCUGUAACUCAAAUGGCCACUGUGAUUGCGGACACAACGGAAAACGACAAACCUCCCAAUGCACAACUGCUGCUGACUGCACAUGCAGCGACGACAAAGUAGCCGAGUGUCACCAUGGACACUGCACGUGUCAUCAUGACAGCGGUCAUCACCCGAGACAAAUCUCACAAUGUACAGUAGAUGGUGACUGCACAUGCGCUAGCAAUCAAGUGGCUGCUUGUCACCAUGGACACUGCACGUGUCAUCAUGAUGGCGGACAUCACCCGAGACAAAUCUCACAAUGUACAGUAGAUGGUGACUGCACAUGCGCUAGCAAUCAAGUGGCUGCGUGUCACCAUGGACACUGCACGUGCCAUCAUGACGGCGGACAUCACCCACAAAGGCGUCAGACUACCUCAUGUACUGUACCUGAAAACUGCACGUGCACUGGCGCGCACGAGAUAGCAAGUUGUGACAACGGAAUGUGCCAUUGUCAUCAUGAUGGUCACCAUCAUAACGACGGAAACCAUCACCCACCACAUCAUCCACAAAGGCGUCAGACUACCUCUUGCACUGUACCUGAAAACUGCACGUGCACCGGAGCGCAUGAGAUAGCAAGUUGUGACAACGGAAUGUGCCAUUGUCAUCAUGAUGGUCACCAUCAUAAUGACGGAAACCAUCACCCACCACAUCAUCCACAAAGACGUCAGACGACAUCAUGCACUGUAAAUGAUGAUUGUACAUGUACUGGAGACCACGAGAUAGCAAGUUGUGACAGCGGAAUGUGUCAUUGUCACCAUGAUGGUAAUCAUAACGGAGGAAACCACCACCCACCUCAUCAUCCAUGAAAACAACCCAUACCCCUUUGGGUCUAGUUUAUGUGAAAUUAUGAUAUAUUUAAUAAAAGAACAUUCACAAUUCAA